Jaculus jaculus (lesser Egyptian jerboa) is the source of this 1546-nucleotide messenger RNA. It is a transcript of the gene Tob1, whose product is annotated as transducer of ERBB2, 1. The transcript is spliced from 2 exons. The coding region runs from base 456 to 1508 and encodes 350 amino acids. NCBI's taxonomy places the organism in Eukaryota, Metazoa, Chordata, Mammalia, Rodentia, Dipodidae. The record is from RefSeq and is a predicted model, not a curated record. Gene Ontology annotation, cellular component: cytoplasm; nucleus. Gene Ontology annotation, biological process: regulation of gene expression. Gene Ontology annotation, molecular function: transcription corepressor activity.
AGCUCUGGCCCGGCGCGGAGUGGGUGCGGUACCGGGACGCUGGGCCGGGGCACCGGGCUGUGUGGAGUGAGCGCGCUCGCCUGACCCUCCCCCUCCUCCUCCUCCUCCCGGGUGCCUCAGCACCCCAAGCCCGAGCCGUGAAACUCCCCGGGCCCCCCAUCCGACAGGCCUCUCCGUCCGGCGGCGGCGACGUCUCGCACCCGGCUCCCUCGCCCGCUCGCGCGCGACCCUCCUUCCGCGCCCCCGCCCUGCCGCCCCUUCUCCACCGCCCAGCCGCGGGCUCCGUCACCGACGCAGUCCCCAAGCAGCCCGAACAAGACCACACAAGGUGAAGAAUAAUCUAAUACCAGCACUUUGAGAAUUUGUUUCUCUGCCACAAACUGAUAUUUAUUUUAUUAUUUUUUUUUUUUUGGUGGAAGAGUUGAAACAAACCUAACUUUUGUGGCAUAGCAGCUAUGCAGCUUGAAAUCCAAGUAGCACUAAAUUUUAUUAUUUCAUACCUGUACAAUAAGCUUCCCAGGAGACGUGUCAACAUUUUCGGUGAAGAACUCGAGAGACUUCUGAAGAAGAAAUAUGAAGGGCACUGGUACCCUGAAAAGCCAUACAGAGGAUCAGGGUUUAGAUGCAUCCAUGUAGGGGAGAAAGUGGACCCUGUGAUUGAACAGGCAUCCAAAGAGAGUGGUUUGGACAUUGAUGAUGUCCGUGGCAAUCUGCCACAGGAUCUCAGCGUCUGGAUCGACCCGUUUGAGGUUUCCUACCAGAUUGGCGAAAAGGGGCCAGUGAAGGUGCUUUAUGUGGAUGAUAAUAAUGAAAACGGAUGCGAGUUGGAUAAGGAGAUCAAAAACAGCUUUAACCCUGAGGCCCAGGUUUUCAUGCCCAUAAGUGAUCCAGCCUCAUCAGUGUCCAGCUCUCCAUCGCCUCCCUUUGGUCACUCUGCUGCUGUCAGCCCUACCUUCAUGCCCCGGUCCACUCAGCCUUUAACCUUUACCACUGCCACUUUUGCUGCCACCAAGUUCGGCUCUACCAAAAUGAAGAACAGUGGCCGGAGCAACAAGGUUGCACGCACUUCUCCAAUCAACCUUGGCCUGAAUGUGAAUGACCUCCUGAAGCAGAAAGCCAUCUCUUCCUCAAUGCACUCUCUGUACGGGCUGGGCCUGGGCAGCCAGCAGCAGCCGCAGCAGCAGCAACAGCCGCAGCCGCAGCCUCCAUCCCAGCCACCACCUCCUCCCCCGCCACCACAGCAGCAGCAGCAGCAGAAAACCUCUGCUCUCUCUCCCAAUGCCAAGGAGUUUAUUUUUCCUAACAUGCAGGGUCAAGGUAGUAGUACCAAUGGAAUGUUCCCAGGUGACAGUCCCCUUAACCUCAGUUCUCUCCAGUACAGUAAUGCCUUUGAUGUGUUUGCGGCCUAUGGAGGCCUCAACGAGAAGUCGUUUGUAGAUGGCUUGAAUUUUAGCUUAAAUAACAUGCAGUAUUCUAACCAGCAAUUCCAGCCUGUUAUGGCUAACUAAAAAAAAAACAAAAAACAAACAAACAAACAAAAAACAAA